AUGUCAGAAAAGAAAGAUCACGCUUCCUCGUCUCAGAUGCAGAAGCGUGGGGGUUCCAACUCGUUCAGCCGGCUUGAGAACAGCAGUCCUUUCUCUCGAAUAGAUUCGACAGCUGAGGCCGUGGGUGAAGCCAUGCAGGUGGUGGCGGAGGAUCCGUUGUCCUCACCUGGACACGGACUGGUGGAAGAGCCAGAAGAUGUCUUUGAAAAGAAAGCUCCUGAGGGGUCUCAGGGGGAGGGCGAGAGUGCAGAACCAGCUGCCGGACAGCCGCCUGCUGAGCUUCCCGAGCAAUUCGCAGAGCUCCCGAUAGAGCUGGUUAGCCUGACAGAUAGUACACCUCCAUCGAUAGAUACGCUCUCGGGUUUAUUCCAGGACUUCUACGUCCGAGCUGGAUCUCAUAUCUCAACACAUGUUUCUACCCUAGCGUCCCGACUGCACCGUAACAGCUCUGCAUCCUCUCUUCAAUCACAGGCGUCAAGAUCUUCGAGACGUCCUACGAGUUCCCAUGGCACGCAAAAGGAUACGCCCGAGCAGCAAAUGCUCACAGCUGAAGAAGUGGCAGAGAAGCGUAAGGCGCGGAAGUUACUCCAGUUUAAACAGCAUGCCCUUGAAGAGGCUGUUGAGCGGAGAGCAUGCGAAACUAUCUAUGAUAAGAUCUGGCGGCACCGGAGCACGAUAGACGAUGUUCGAGACGAAAAGCUACGCUCGAAGACGGCUGCCUUGUUGGUAAUGGGCAUCGAACUGAAGGACCUUGGAGUAGACAUAUCCAAACAAGGUGCCGAAGAAACGGUUGAUCCAAAGGAGUGUGUUGCGGCGGCACGUCAAUGUUUGAUACGGAUGAACGACGAGAGAUACCCUCUUGGAAAACUCCAACAGCUCGUAGCCGCUCACAAGGCAAUCGUAGAUGCGUUGACAAACAUCCUCCCAUCCUCAUCAUCUGCAGAUGAGAUUCUGCCUACCCUGAUCUAUACCCUUAUCCUCUCGCCGCCGGAAGGGGUUAAUAUCAUCAGCAACCUCAACUUCAUCCAACGAUUCAGGUCAUCAAGUAAGAUCGACGGUGAAACCGCAUACUGUCUCACCAACCUGGAGGCUGCCAUCGACUUCCUUGAGAACGUCGAUCUGACCAACCUUCGUAUGGAAGAAGGCAGGGCACCUAUUGACCAGCCUGACCUUAACCUGCUGCACCCUGCACCCAUGGAUUCCAACUCAGAUGAGGCCCUUGAGAAGAGCCCGUCCACAGUUUCAAACACCACUAGCACUGCGCCGUCCGCACGGCCUACCCUACCCACAAACCCUUCUGCUCAGCAACGACUAUCCGAUCUCUUCCAGCCUCCAGCCAAGGCUCUUGGAGCAGCAAAUGAUAUCGUGCGAAGUACCGCCGACCAGGGGCUAAAGAGCAUAAGCAGCACCCUUGAUAACAGCUUUGCAUUCCUUUUCGGGAGACUGAAGGAAGUCCAGAUAUCCCAAGGUGAUAAUGCACGACCUGGCACGCCCAUUGUGCCCAAGACACUAGACGAUGCACGGAAACUAGUACAAGUGAAGGCUGGAACUGUUCCGUCUGACGAGACCGUCAGUGAAGAUGGGUCGAAUAUAGGUGAUCGUACACCUACUCCGACGCCAUCCAUUUCUUCCAGACAGCCACUUGAUGAUCGACUGGCUGAGCUGGUCGGUGGGCGAAGACGACCAGGCACCACCAAACGGGAUUCAAGCACCAAUAGAUCUGAUACGACUGCAUCAGAUGACACUGCUGCAUCAUCUAUCUCGUCUAGUACCGGUAGCACAAACCAAGGGUUUGGCUCAGUCCGGGGAUUCGGAACCUCGCUGAACCCCCUCAGCCAUUUCCCCAGUAUGAUACGUGGUUUGGCUCGGGCCCCUGAUCCUGCUGCAGCGACAUCUAGCACCAGAGCCAAGUCGCCAGGUCCUUCGUCCGUGGCUAGAGGGGCUCCUGGAAUCCAGAAAUUCCUGGAUAUGGGAAAUGCUUCGGAGUUAAAGGUAGGAGACAUUCCUGAACUGCUGGAAGAUUACAAACGACUCGCUGCGAUGGUGAGAGCACAGCAGAAUAAUUAA
Molecule: messenger RNA, 2067 nt
Organism: Trichophyton verrucosum HKI 0517
Lineage: Eukaryota; Fungi; Ascomycota; Eurotiomycetes; Onygenales; Arthrodermataceae
Product: VPS9 domain protein, putative
Exons: 2
Coding region: 1-2067 (688 amino acids)
Biological process (GO): vesicle-mediated transport
Cellular component (GO): endocytic vesicle; cytosol
Molecular function (GO): guanyl-nucleotide exchange factor activity; small GTPase binding
Source: RefSeq, a predicted model, not a curated record